UCACUAGUUACGUUAUGAAUUGUGAUAUGUCAAAAUAAAUUUUGAAAGUUACUCUUAAAUCUCAAUCAAAACAUAAAGCGAUUAAUUGUUAUUAUUCAACAUUUAUUAUAUAUUUUAAUUGUUAACUCAAUAUGGUUAUUACUUGCUGUGUCCGUGGUUGUAGGAGUGAAAAUUAUCCUGGAUCUGGAAUAUCUUUUCACGCAUUUCCACAUAACACUGAUAUAAGAAAACAAUGGAUAAAAGCAGUAAAGAGGGAAAAUUGGAAGCCAACCCAGCAUUCUCGUAUCUGUUCAAAACAUUUUCCUCAAGAAUAUUUCAUUGCGGGAAGAAAAAGAAGCAUGUUACAUAAGGAUGCCAUACCUACGUCAUUUACUUGUAAUACUCAUAUAGAAAAGGAAAUGUCACCAGAAAGCAGAAUCGGUAUUUCGCCGGACAGAAGCAGUUUCCCUGAUCCCGAUCACAUAACGACGAUCAUUGAACGAAAAAAGACAACAUUGAGAAACAUCAGACCAUCGAAAAGACCGAUUGUCAUAAUAAAGUCCCCAUCGAAUAUUGCAACGUUUGAUGGCAAAUUGGCUAAAAUAUUUCUGAAACAGAAGGAGAGGUCUAAGAAACUUUUACAGCGGUUACGCUCUAGUCAAAAAUUGUGUAAGACUUUGAGAAAUAAAGUUGUGCUAUUGAAAGAUGAAAUAAAACAAUUAAAAAACAAAACAGUGAAUAAUAGUGCUCCACUAAUAUUGACUCUAUCAAAUGAUAUGUAUGAAAAGGAAACUCUAACGAUCCGGGUUGCUAGAUCCGAAUAAUAUUUUAGUGUUGCUAUUGUAAAUAAUGUUAAUUUUUUUAUUAAGGAAUUAUAUAUUUAGAACAAGUUUUUU
This is a messenger RNA of Vanessa atalanta (red admiral), 875 nucleotides long. Its product is annotated as THAP domain-containing protein 1-like. NCBI's taxonomy places the organism in Eukaryota, Metazoa, Arthropoda, Insecta, Lepidoptera, Nymphalidae. The transcript has 3 exons. The record is from RefSeq and is a predicted model, not a curated record. Bases 132 to 803 code for a protein of 223 amino acids.